Messenger RNA from Paralichthys olivaceus (Japanese flounder), 4418 nucleotides. RefSeq names its product 3',5'-cyclic-AMP phosphodiesterase 4B-like. Gene Ontology annotation, biological process: signal transduction. NCBI's taxonomy places the organism in Eukaryota, Metazoa, Chordata, Actinopteri, Pleuronectiformes, Paralichthyidae. Gene Ontology annotation, molecular function: 3',5'-cyclic-AMP phosphodiesterase activity; transmembrane transporter binding. The record is from RefSeq and is a predicted model, not a curated record. Gene Ontology annotation, cellular component: nucleus; cytosol; perinuclear region of cytoplasm.
ACAGGAACAGCUGAAGGCACAUCGUGAGGCGGCGACGGUGCGAGCGCGCUGAAGAGGACACGGCACCGACUGACAGUCUGCUGACGUGAAUUCCCGCUCCUCCUCUCACACCACUGGCUCAGGGAGAACGGCUUCAUCUGCGACUGGUGAGUCUGAGCGGUGCAGGAGAAGCAGGAAGGAGCUGUGAGAGAGAGAGAGAGAAGGAAAGAGGGGAAGAGAGCGUCUAGCUGAGCAUCCUUCAGGAUGAAGAAAAGCAGGAGUACACAGUGGGUUACACUGGCUGAUGAGAAUAAGGAACCUCCCGCAGGACAAUUUUCCACAGCCAACACACUUGGCGUAGACAUGUGCAAAGUCCACAGGCGUUUCUCUGGCACCCUGCUGCUGCCUCCGUUGUCAUGGCGACAAGCAGAAAAGGAGAGGGACAGGGGCAGGCCGCUCACACCCGAAGAGGAUCCAGUGACCCAGACCAGACCCACAAGUCUGCCCAUCUCCACCGUGCCACGCAUCAACAUCACACAGGCUGAUCCCGACAGCUACGAAGGGGAGAAUGGCCCUUUGAUGUGCUGCAGUCCGUCAGACCUGCAGGCGUCCCCGGGUUCUGGUAUGGUUCUACACCCAAACUACGGCGCCCACGGUCAGCGUAGGGAGUCUUUCCUGUACCGCUCUGACAGCGACUACGAUCUGUCACCCAAGUCCCUGUCCCGCAACUCAUCCAUUGUUGGAGAACUGCACGGAGAGGACUUGAUUGUGACUCCGUUUGCUCAGGUUCUGGCAAGCCUUCGGACUGUCAGGAACAACUUCACCACUUUGACAAAUGUACAAUGUGCACCCAAUAAGAGGUCUCCUGCUGCAAAUCAGCCGCCUGUCACCAAAGUCUGUCUGUCAGAUGAAUCCUACCAGAAGCUGGCUAUGGAGACAAUGGAGGAGCUGGACUGGUGUCUGGACCAGUUGGAGACCAUCCAGACCUACCGCUCUGUCAGUGACAUGGCCUCCAACAAGUUCAAGAGAAUGCUGAACCGGGAGCUAAGUCACCUUUCUGAGAUGAGUCGCUCUGGCAACCAAGUGUCCGAGUACAUCUCAAACACCUUCCUAGACAAACAAAAUGAGUUGGAGCUUCCAUGUCCAGUACCAAAGUCCAGGGAGAGGAAGCGGAGGCAGGGUCAGCAGCAGCAGCAGCAGCAGCAGCAGCAGCAGCAGGGUGGGAUGAUGACUCACAUCAGCGGGGUGAGGAAGGUCAGCCACACGCCCAGCAUCUCGGGGAGCAGCUGCAAUCGCUUCGGGGUCAAGACGGACCAGGAGGAGCUGCUGUCGAAGGACCUGGAAGACAUCAACAGAUGGGGGCUGAACAUCUUCAAAGUGGCCGAGCACUCCCACAACCGACCCCUCACAUGCAUCAUGUACACCAUCUUUCAGGAGCGAGACCUGAUGAGGACGUUCAAGAUUCCAACGGACACCUUUGUGACGUUUAUGCUGACCCUGGAGGGCCACUAUCACUCCGACGUGGCGUACCACAACAGCCUGCACGCCGCCGACGUGGCCCAGUCCACGCACAUCCUCUUGUCCACCCCUGCACUGGAUGCCGUCUUCACUGAUCUGGAGAUCCUUGCAGCCAUUUUCGCCGCAGCCAUUCACGACGUGGACCACCCUGGAGUGUCCAACCAGUUCCUCAUCAACACCAACUCUGAGCUGGCUCUCAUGUACAACGAUGAGUCAGUGCUGGAGAACCACCACUUGGCUGUGGGCUUCAAGCUGCUGCAGGAAGACAACUGUGACAUCUUCCAAAACCUCACCAAGAAGCAGAGGCAGACACUGCGGAGAAUGGUCAUAGACAUGGUAUUGGCGACCGACAUGUCUAAACACAUGAGCCUGCUGGCUGAUCUGAAGACAAUGGUUGAGACCAAGAAGGUGACGAGCUCCGGAGUCCUGCUGCUGGACAACUACACAGACAGGAUGCAGGUUCUGCGGAACAUGGUUCACUGUGCGGACCUGAGCAACCCGACCAAACCUCUGGAUCUGUACCGUCAGUGGACGGACAGGAUCAUGGACGAGUUCUUCCACCAGGGAGACAGAGAGAGGGAGCGUGGGAUGGAAAUCAGCCCGAUGUGUGACAAACACACAGCCUCAGUGGAGAGAACACAGGUUGGCUUCAUCGACUACAUCGUCCACCCUCUGUGGGAGACGUGGGCUGACCUGGUCCACCCGGAUGCCCAGGACAUCCUCGAUAUGCUUGAGGACAACAGGAACUGGUACCAAAGCAUGAUCCCCCAAAGCCCCUCCCCUCCCUUCUACACAGAAGGGAGCCCACACGGGGAGGUGGAGGGCGGACCUGUGACGAGUAAAUUUCAGUUUGAACUGACACUGGACGAUGAGGACGAACAGGUGGGAGACGUGGAGAGUGGGAUGAUGGAGACAACCGACGGAUGUGAUAAUCUGACACUCCAAAGCCAUCCCUCCAAUGAAGACGGGGCGGAAACAUACGGGGUUCUUUGAGCGCAGCGUGAUUUGCUGCUUUUGGCUGAAUUCAUUUUAUUGCAGUGGAGCAAUCCUGCAAUCCUGGCUCUUCAGGAGCUGCCUGGCUACGAGCGCCUGACUAAAUGUAGGGCACUCCUGCAAACAAGGCCUGGAAACCCUGUGGCAGUUUGAUUUCGAGCCCUUGAAGGGAGCUGGGCGAGCGCAGCCUCCGGUCUUUAGAAGAAAGGACUAACUGUGGGGCUGCAGAGGCUGAGUCUCGGUCCUCACAGACAAAUAAGACGACUUAAAUGAUAUGAAUCCGUGUACUGGGACAAGUGAGAUUUCCAAAAACUUGCACUUCAGGACACUUUUUAUGUUCAUUACGAUUUUGUUAGCAUUGUGUCGAGACUGGAUGCCACCUGGUGAAGUGUCCAAAAACAAAAGUUGUGUGCCUUUUUUUUUCUUUUUACAGCCGUGUCUUUUACGUACAUGUUUUUAUAAUUUAUUGAACACAAUCACGUAGCUGUAAAAUGUGUCAACAUUUUUUACAAUAAGGACAUCUUUGUCUCACAAUCAGUCUUCCUAAUGUUUUGGCAAUAUUAUAAGCUUCUCACAAAAGCGUAGAGUGGGGGUGUUUCUAAAAAAAAAUCAGUUGACUUCCCAGCACAAUUUGCACUUUGUGGCAAGAGGAACAGAGGGUGGAAAGCAUCAGUCAUUUACAUAAUCUGUUUCUAUCCAAUAAUACAUUACAUAAAUAAUGACUCAUCUUUCAGUUUCAUUGAAAGUGUAUUGUUGAGUCUUAAAACAUGGAAAAACUAAAUUGCAAAGAUCCUGUAAACAAAGUUUAAACAAAGCCCUUUAAUGAAUUCACUUCCGCGUCUGAACAGUGUGAACACAUGCUUUCACCCAAAUCAGAAGUCAAAAUUCAUCCUUUUUAUUUCCUGUUUUUCAAUGAAAACAAUCUGGCAAAUAAAAGUUAAUUACCAAAGGAAAUUGAACCAAAAAUAUCUCAUAGAAAAUUCCAUCACCGUAUAUUAUGUCGUGCUGGGUAUAUUCCAGUGUGUUUCCUCAUUUUAUCAGCUCACUUACUCACACAGCUGUUGAGGUUUACUGAAUCGCAUCCUCGUGAAUACACUUUACACCGUAUCUGGUUCUGGACAUUGAAUGACUGUAAGACUGUGUGCACAUUUAAACAGACACCUGUCAGUGACAUUAUAACUGUAUCUUGUAGUUAUUAUUAUUAUCAAUAUUGUUAUUCCAGCACUUUGAAUAUGACGACAGUUCUGCAGCUGGUUGCUGAUCUGUCCAACACUACCUUAAAGGUACCACAUUGUCAGAAUGGGGGGAGCGAGUGUGUGUGUGUGUGUGUGUGUGUGUGUGUGUGUGUGUGUGUGUGGUUACACAGUUGCACAAUCUUGUCGCACCCAGCUGUGCUGUGCUGACCCUUCAGCUGUUUGUAACAGUGUAUUUAUUACCUUUUUUCCUUGUACCUGAUGAUAUUGAUCGAUAAUAUUCACUGUAUAUUUGUUAUUAUUUAUACCACCGCGUGUCAAAUCCACAGUUUGACUGAUACUCGUCUGGUGUUUCUGAUUCGUUGUAUUAAGCAAAGCUACUUUGCUAUAAAGACCAAAAACAUGGAGUCAUACAGUCCAGUUUUAUUUGAGGAGUUUGAAAUGUUUAGUUUGAGAUUCCAGCCGGAGACGUUUUGAAGCAACAACACCUCACGAGAGGUGCAGCGGAAGCUCUUUGUCUUGUGUUCCUGGCGGAUCAUAAAGGCUGGAUCUAUUUACUGCAGUAUGUUGUGUACGGUGACGGGUCAUUGUACAGCUUUAGGAAUAUUUGCUGAAAUAUAUGACAUUGUUUAAAAUGUAUUUUUUCAGUGUUUUCCUCACGAUAUAUGGUAAAACGGUGUAUGUUGUGCUCAACAAAUGUUUUCUAUCAGAUUAUUAAAAUGGGCAUGUAUUACA